This is a messenger RNA of Coregonus sp. 'balchen', 15364 nucleotides long. NCBI's taxonomy places the organism in Eukaryota, Metazoa, Chordata, Actinopteri, Salmoniformes, Salmonidae. The record is from the annotation of a GenBank genome assembly.
UCACUGUUGAAAUAAACCUACUGGUUGUAUUCUGUUACUCUAUCCUUGUAGCUCCUGGAGCCAGUGUGUCAUCAGCUGUUUGAGAUGUACCGGAGCUCUGAGGACCGCCUGAGACGCUUCACACUGCAGUUCCUUCCAGAGCUGGUCUGGGUGUACCUCCGUCUCACCGCUAGCAGGGACCGCCAGAGCAACGGCUGCAUAGAGGCCUUGCUGCUGGGCAUAUAUAACCUGGUAACUACUACUACCUACCAACCUAACCUGCUUGACUUACCUGGACAUCUAUCAUGGGGGGCUACUAAUAGAAUAAGGGGUGGGAAAGACUGAGGGGUUAGGAGAUAGGGCUUUAGUUUCUAUGGCAUAUUAUUAUUAUUAUAGGGCUUUAGUUUCUAUGGAAGUCUGGAUGUUAGGGGUGGAGAUGGGGCUUUAGUCUCUAUGGAAGAGGCUGGAUGUUAGGGGUUAGGGGAUAGGGCUUUAGUCUCUAUGGAAGAGGCUGGAUGUUAGGGGUUAGGGGAUAGGGCUUUAGUCUCUAUGGAAGAGGCUGGAUGUUAGGGGGUUAGGGGAUAGGGCUUUAGUCUCUAUGGAAGAGGCUGGGAUGUUAGGGGUGGAGAUAGUGGCUUUAGUCUCUAUGGAAGAGGCUGAUGUUAGGGGUUAGGGGAUAGGGCUUUAGUCUCUAUGGAAGGGGCUGGAUGUUAGGGGUUAGGAGAUAGGGCUUUAGUCUCUAUGGAAGGGGCUGGAUGUUAGGGGUUAGGAGAUAGGGCUUUAGUCUCUAUGGAAGAGGCUGGAUGUUAGGGGUGGAGAUAGGGCUUUAGUCUCUAUGGAAGAGGCAGGAUGUUAGGGGUUAGGAGAUAGGGCUUAGGUCUCUAUGGAAGAGGGCACGGAUGUUAGGGGUUCAGGAGAAUUAGGAGGGGCUUAGGUCUCUAUGGAAGAGGCUGGAUGUUUAGGGGUUAAGGGGAUAGUGCUUUGGUCUCUAUGGAAGGGGCUGGAUGUUAGGGGUGCAGCCAGUGCUGAUAGUCAGAUGAAGGUCCGCUGUCAGUACUGGAAGGGGCUGGAUGUUAGGGGUGCAGCCAGUGCUGAUAGUCAGAUGAAGGUCCGCUGUCAGUACUGGAAGAGGCAGGAUGUUAGGGGAUAGGGAUGUUAUGGGUUAGGGGAUAGGGAUGUUAGGGGUUAGGAGAUGGGCUUUAGUCUCUAUGGACGAGGCCUGGAUUAGGGGAUGGCUGUUAGGGGUUAGGUGAUAGGGAUGUAGGGGUUAGGAGAUAGGGCUUUAGUCUCUAUGGAAGAGGCUGGAUGUUAGGGGUUAGGGGAUAGGGAUGUUAGGGGUUAGGGGAUAGGGAUGUUAGGGGUUAGGAGAUAGGGCUUUAGUCUCUAUGGAAGAGGCUGGAUGUUAGGGGUUAGGGGAUAGGGAUGUUAGGGGAUAGGGAUGUUAGGGGUUAGGGGAUAGGGAUGUUAGGGGUUAGGAGAUAGGGCUUUAGUCUCUAUGGAAGAGGCUGGAUGUUAGGGGAUAAGGGAUGUUAGGGGUUAGGGGAUAGGGAUGUUAGGGGUUAGGAGAUCGGGCUUUAGUCUCUAUGGAAGAGGCUGGAUGUUAGGGGUUAGGAGAUAGGGCUUUAGUCUCUAUGGAAGAGGCUGGAUGUUAGGGGUUAGGAGAUAGGGCUUUAGUCUCUAUGGAAGAGGCUGGAUGUUAGGGGUUAGGAGAUAGGGCUUUAGUCUCUAUGGAAGAGGCUGGAUGUUAGGGGUUAGGGGAUAGGGCUUUAGUCUCUAUGGAAGAGGCUGGAUGUUAGGGGUUAGGGGAUAGGGCUUUAGUCUCUAUGGAAGGGGCUGGAUGUUAGGGGUGCAGCCAGUGCUGAUAGUCAGAUGAAAGUCCGCUGUCAGUACUGGAAGAGGCAGGAUGUUAGGGGUGCAGCCAGUGCUGAUAGUCAGAUGAAGGUCCGCUGUCAGUACUGGAGAGGCAGGAUGUUAGGGGUGCAGCCAGUGCUGAUAUCAGAUUAAGGAUCCGCUUUCCAGUAACUUGGAAGAGGGCAGGAUGUUAGGGGUCAAGCCAUGCUGAUAGUCAGAUGAAAGGUCCUCAUUAUCAGUAUGGAAGAGGCAGGAUUGUUGGGGUGCCGCCCCAGUGCUGAUAGUCAAAUGAGGUCCUCUGUCAGUCUGUAAGGGUCUGGAUGUGAUGGGGUUCAAGCCAUUGGCUGAUAUCAGAUGAGGUCCGCCCUGUCAGUACUUGAAAGAUGCAGGAUGUUCGGGUGCAGCUCAUUUGGCUGAAGUCAAUUAGUCGCUGUGCAGUAUGGAAGAGGCAGGAUGUUUAGGGGUGGCAAGCCAGUGCUGAUAGUCCAGAUGAAGGUCCCCCCCCCCGCUGUCAGUAAACUGGGAAUAGGCAUGAUGUUAGGGGUUCGCCAGUGCUGAUAGUCGAGAUGAAGGUUUCCCGUUUGUCAGUACUGGAAGGGGCUGGAUGUUAGGGGUGCAGCCAGUGCUGAUAGUCAGAUGAAGGUCCGCUGUCAGUACUGGAAGGGGCGGAUGUUUAGGGGUUCAGCCAGGUGCUGAUCGUCGAUGAAGGUCCGCUGGUCAGGACUGGAAGGGCUGGAUGUUAGAGGGGGAGGGAAGAGAUUUGGUCCUCCUUGUCUUAUAUGCUUCAGCUUAAGGUCCGCUGUCGAGUAACAUGGAAGAGGGCAGAUAGUUAGGGUGCAGCCAGUGCUGAUAUUCAGAUGAAGGUCCGCUGUCAGUACUGGAAGAGGCAGGAUGUUAGGGGUGCAGCCAGUGCUGAUAGUCAGAUGAAGGUCCGUUGUCAGUACUGGAAGGGGCCUGGGGAUGUUUAUGGGGUGCAGCCAUGCUGAUGUCAGAUGGAAGGUCCGCUGUCAGUACUGGUGAAGGGGCUGGAUGUUGAUAGGUGGUAGGGGAUAGGGUUUUAGUCCUCUAUGGAAGAGGCUGGAUGUUUUAGGGGGGUUAGGGUAGGGCUUAGUCUCUAUGGAAGAGGCUGGAUGUUAGGGGUUAGGAAUAGGGCUUAGUCUCUAUGGAAGAGUCUGGAUGUUAGGUGGGAGAUAGGGCUUUAUCCUCUUAUGGAAGAUGCUGGAUGUUAGGGGUUAGGAGAUAGGGCUUUUAGUCUCUAUGGAAGAGGCUGGAUGUUUAGGGGUUAGGGGGAUAGGAGGGCCUUUACGUCUCAUGGAAUAGGCUGGAUGUUAGGGUUAGAGAAUAGAGGCUUUAGUCCUUAUGGAAGAGGCUGGAAUUUAGGGGUUAGGAGAUAGGGCUUUUAGUCUCCGAAUGGAUGGGCGUUGAUGUUAGGGGUUAGGAGAUGGGCUUUGUCCUCUAUGGAAGAGGCUUGGAUGUUAGGGUUAGGAGCUAGGGCUUUAUUCUCUAUGGAAGAGGCUUGCAUUUAGGUUAGGGGAUAGGAUGUUAGGUGUUAGGGGAUCGUGAUGUUUAGGGUUAGGAGAUCGGGCCUUAGUCUCUAUGGAAGAGGCCGAGGGAUGUUGGGGUUAGGGGAUAUGAUGUUAGGGGAUAGGGAUUUAGGGGUAGGAGAGAGUGCUUUAGUCCUCUAUGAAGAGGCUGGAUUUUCGGGGUUAGGAUGGGAAUGUUAGGGGUUAGGGGAUAGGAUGUUAAGGGGUUAGGAGAUAGGGCUUUAGUCCGCUAUGAAGAGGCUGUGAAUGUUAGGGUUAGGGGAUAGGAUGUGAGGGGUUAGGGGAUAGGUAUGUUAGGGGUUGGAGAAGGGGCUUUUAGUCUCCUAUGAAGAGGCUGGAUGUUAGUGGUUAGGGUAUAGGGAUGUUAGGGGUUAGUUGAUAGGGAUUUAGGGUUAGGAGAUAGGGCUUUAGGUCUCUAGGAAAGGCGCAUUUAUGGGUUUAGGGAUAGGAUGUUAGGGGUUAGGAGAUAUGUCUUUUAGUCUCUAUAAGAAGGCUGGCUGUUUGUGGUUAGGGGAUAGGAUGUUCUAUGGGUUAGUAACUUUGCAGUGACUUGUUGUUUUGUCACAGUGACUGUUUUCACAAAGUGUUGAGUGUGCUGUUCGUGCUUGGAGAUCGGGGCUUUAUCUCUUGGAGAGGCUGGAUGUUAGGAUAGGGAUGUUAGGGGUGAGGAUAGGAUGUUAGGGUUAGGAGAUAGUGCUUUAUUCUCUAUUGGAAGAGGCUGAUGUUAGGGUAGUGGAUAGUGAUUUAGGGGUUGGAGAUAGGGCCUUAGUCUCUAUGAAGAGCUGGAUGUUAGGGGUUAGGGUGAUAGGGAUGUUAGGGGGGUUGGGGAAGGAUGUUUGGGGUUGUUAGGGGAUAGUGGAUUUUAGGGGUUAGGAAUAGGGCUUUAGUCUCUAUGGAAGAGGCUGGAUGUUAGGGAUAGGGAUGUAGGGGAUGGGGAUGUGGUGUUAGAGAUAGGCUUUAGUCUCUAUGGAAGAGGCUGGAUGUUAGGGGUUAGGGGAUAGGGAUGUUAGGGGUUAGGGGAUAGGGAUGUUAGGGGUUAGGAGAUAGGGCUUUAGUCUCUAUGGAAGAGGCUGGAUGUUAGGGGUUAGGGGAUAGGGAUGUUAGGGGAUAGGGAGUUUAGGGGUGUUAGGAGAUAGGCUUUUAGUCUCUAUGGAAGAGGCUGGAUGUUAGGGGUUUAGGGGAUAGGAUGUUAGGGGUUAGGGGAUAGGGAUGUUAGGGGUUAGGAGAUAGGGCUUAGUCUCUAUGGAAGAGGCUGGAUGUUAGGGGUUAGGGGAUAGGGAUGUUAGGGGUUAGGGGAUAGGGAUGUUAGGGGUUAGGAGAUAGGGCUUUAGUCUCUAUGGAAGAGGCUGGAUGUUAGGGGUUAGGGAUAGGGAUGUUAGGGGGUAAGGGAUAGGGAUGUUAGGGGUUAGGGGAUAGGGAUGUUAGGGGUUAGGAGAUAGGGCUUUAGUCUCUAUGGAAGAGGCUGGAUGUUAGGGGAUAGGGAUGUUAGGGGAUAGGGAUGUUAGGGGUUAGGAGAUAGGGCUUUAGUCUCUAUGGAAGAGGCUACUAAGAUGCUGUAAGGACGUGUGUAAAGGACGGACCCCUGGGUCUGUCUAGUAAGAGCUAGAGAUAUCAAUGGAGAGGGCUCUGUCUAUGUGUCUUCUCUCCUCUACCAUGGCUGUAGACAACUCUGAUCAGUUACACAGCCUGGCUCUCUGCAGACAGACAUCAGAUAUACAGAGAGCUGCUGGCUCUGGGCUCUGGGCAGGCAGCCAGGCAGGGAAAGGCAUGGUUAGCAAUUAGCAUAACAGUCAAGGACAUGGUUAGCAUGGUAGCAGGGUUAGCAUUAUCACAGCUUUGAAGAACAUGGUUAGCAUGAUAAGCAAUUAGCAUGGUUAGCAAUAGCAUGGUUAUUAAUAGCAUAAUAGCAUGGUUAGCAAUAGCAUAGUUAGUAACAGCAUGGUUAGCAAUAGCAUGGUUAGCACAGUAGUGAAGGGCAUGGCUAGCAUGGUUAGCGUUAGCAGUGCUGAUCUCAUGAAGGAUUAGUGUUGGGGGACAGACAGACCCAGUGAGUAACUCUCCCAGAGGACAGACAGACCCAGUGAGUAACUCUCCCAGAGGACAGACAGACCCAGUGAGUAACUCUCCCAGAGGACAGACAGACCCAGUGAGUAACUCUCCCAGAGGACAGACUGACCCAGUGAGUAACUCUCCCAGAGGACAGACAGACCCAGUGAGUAACUCUCCCAGAGGACAGACAGACCCAGUGAGUAACUCUCCCAGAGGACAGACAGACCCAGUGAGUAACUCUCCCAGAGGACAGACAGACCCAGUGAGUAACUCUCCCAGAGGACAGACAGACCCAGUGAGUAACUCUCCCAGAGGACAGACAGACCCAGUGAGUAACUCUCCCAGAGGACAGACAGACCCAGUGAGUAACUCUCCCAGAGGACAGACAGACCCAGUGAGUAACUCUCCCAGAGGACAGACAGACCCAGUGAGUAACUCUCCCAGAGGACAGACAGACCCAGUGAGUAACUCUCCCAGAGGACAGACAGACCCAGUGAGUAACUCUCCCAGAGGACAGACAGACCCAGUGAGUAACUCUCCCAGAGGACAGACAGACCCCAGUGAGUAACUCUCCCAGAGGACAGACAGACCCAGUGAGUAACUCUCCCAGAGGACAGACAGACCCAGUGAGUAACUCUCCCAGAGGACAGACAGACCCAGUGAGUAACUCUCCCAGAGAUAGGAGAGAAGACUAAGGGCAUGCAGUCCAGCACGACGCAGAGAUCACUAGUCAUGCUCUCAAAGCACACGCACGCACACGCACUGUCCACCAGACUGUUAAAAUCAACCAACCAACCCGGCCAAAAAGCUUGUGUUUCAUUGACCUCUGCGUUGAAGAGCUUGGUUGUUUAGCAACAAAACCGAGGCAUGUGGAACUACGGGGCAAAACAGACAGGGUUGUCUUAGGUUGUUGAAACGUGGAAACUCUAUUUCACCUCCAAUGUUUAUUAAAACGUGGAAACUCUAUUUCACCUCCAAUGUUUAUUAAAACGUGGAAACUCUAUUUCACCUCCAAUGUUUAUUAAAACGUGGAAACUCUAUUUCACCUCCAAUGUUUAUUAAAACGUGGAAACUCUAUUUCCCCUCCAAUGUUUAUUAAAACGUGGAAACUCUAUUUCACCUCCAAUGUUUAUUAAAACGUGGAAACUCUAUUUCACCUCCAAUGUUUAUUAAAACGUGGAAACUCUAUUUCACCUCCAAUGUUUAUUAAAACGUGGGAAACUCUAUUUCACCUCCAAUGUUUAUUAAAACGUGGAAACUCUAUUUCACCUCCAAUGUUUAUUAAAACGUGGAAACUCUAUUUCACCUCCAAUGUUUAUUAAAACGUGGAAACUCUAUUUCACCUCCAAUGUUUAUUAAAACGUGGAAACUCUAUUUCCCUAUGGAGGACUAAAAGUGCCACAAUUAAAUAAAUAAAUACACCAUUAAAUAAUUACUUAAAUGUGUCAUUAAUUAAUUAAAAUUAGAAUUAAAUACAUAAAUGUGUAAUUAAAUGUAUCAUUAAUUAAUUCAAAUACCGAUUCAUUUUAUGUAAAAUACAUAUAUAAUUAUUUCACUAUUUACAUUUACAUUUCAUGAUCCUGCAUUGCAGUGAUUCAUGAAUUACUUAAAACUGUCAAACUGACCCAUCAAAGUCAGUGGGCGGGGCUAACGCGAAUCUAGUCUGAUCCAUUGCUUUGGUCUGAAGUAGAGUAGGCCAACCUGGAUAGAGACAAUGGAGGAUCUCCGUGAACUUUCCAGGGAGUUGGUUAGAGACAUUUUAAACUUAGCAGAGGAUGUAGAAGCAGGACCUGCUGACAUUAUCCGGAAUUGAUUUGUCUUGGCUUGAUGCAGAGGGUAACCAAUCAGGCGUUAGGUUCCGCCUACCAACUUUUGAUGGGUCAGUUUGACAGUUUUAAGUAAUUCAGGAAGCACUCCAACGCAGGACCAUGAAAUGUAAAUGUAAAUAGUGAAAUUAUUAUAUAUGUAUUUUACAUAAAAUGAAUCGGUAUUUGAAUUAAUUAAUGACACAUUUAAUAACACAUUUAUGUAUUUAAUUCUAAUUUUAAUUAAUUAAUGACACAUUUAAGUAAUUAUUUAAUGGUGUAUUUAUUUAUUUAAUUGUGGCACUUUUAGUCCUCCAUAUUUCCCCUCCAAUGUUUAUUAAAACGUGGAAAUCCAAUGUUUAUUAAAACGUGGAAACUCUAUUUCACCUCCAAUGUUUAUUGAAAACAUAAAUAUAUUUGCACAAUGCAGCACUUGUCUCAAAUACAUUGUUCCAGUUGUUGGUUGGCUAGCUAGCGAAUUUUAGCCGUAUUAGCAUUGACAUGAACUCCAUAAAACACCAUAAAACAAGACAUGGUAUCAAGAACAAGAUGAAACUAGCUGAAACGAGCCACUUACGAUUCCCCACUUGGCAGCUUCUUGUCAUUGUUGGUAGCUAUCUGGCCUUCCAGAAUCACAACAACACACAGACUUCUGCCCCAUUGAAGCUCAUCGUUUUAGUGAAGUUCUCAGCACACCCACACGAGCACUGUCAACCAGACUGUUCAAACCAACCAACCAACCCGGCCAAAAAGCUCUCCAACAUGACUUUCUCUCUGUUUUUUCAGGAGAUCGUGGACAAAGAUGGAAACAGCAAGCUCCUGUUGUUCACCAUCCCCUCCCUGUCCAAGCCCUCUGUGUAUCACGAGGUAAGACUGGUAGCCUGUUGUUCACCGUCCCCUCCCUGUCCAAGCCCUCUGUGUAUCACGAGGUAAGACUGGUAGCCUGUUGUUCACCGUCCCCUCCCUGUCCAAGCCCUCUGUGUAUCACGAGGUAAGACUGGUAGCCUGUUGUUCACCGUCCCCUCCCUGUCCAAGCCCUCUGUGUAUCACGAGGUAAGACUGGUAGCCUGUUGUUCACCGUCCCCUCCCUGUCCAAGCCCUCUGUGUAUCACGAGGUAAGACUGGUAGCCUGUUGUCACCGUCCCCUCCCUGUCCAAGCCCUCUGUGUAUCACGAGGUAAGACUGGUAGCCUGUUGUUCACCGUCCCCUCCCUGUCCAAGCCCUCUGUGUAUCACGAGGUAAGACUGGUAGCCUGUUGUUCACCGUCCCCUCCCUGUCCAAGCCCUCUGUGUAUCACGAGGUAAGACUGGUAGCCUGUUGUUCACCGUCCCCUCCCUGUCCAAGCCCUCUGUGUAUCACGAGGUAAGACUGGUAGCCUGUUGUUCACCGUCCCCUCCCUGUCCAAGCCCUCUGUGUAUCACGAGGUAAGACUGGUAGCCUGUUGUUCACCGUCCCCUCCCUGUCCAAGCCCUCUGUGUAUCACGAGGUAAGACUGGUAGCCUGUUGUUCACCGUCCCCUCCCUGUCCAAGCCCUCUGUGUAUCACGAGGUAAGACUGGUAGCCUGUUGUUCACCGUCCCCUCCCUGUCCAAGCCCUCUGUGUAUCACGAGGUAAGACUGGUAGCCUGUUGUUCACCAUCCCCUCCCUGUCCAAGCCCUCUGUGUAUCACGAGGUAGACUGGUAGCCUGUUGUUCACCGUCCCCUCCCUGUCCAAGCCCUCUGUGUAUCACGAGGUAAGACUGGUAGCCUGUUGUUCACCGUCCCCUCCCUGUCCAAGCCCUCUGUGUAUCACGAGGUAAGACUGGUAGCCUGUUGUUCACCGUCCCCUCCCUGUCCAAGCCCUCUGUGUAUCACGAGGUAAGACUGGUAGCCUGUUGUUCACCGUCCCCUCCCUGUCCAAGCCCUCUGUGUAUCACGAGGUAAGACUGGUAGCCUGUUGUUCACCGUCCCCCUCCCUGUCCAAGCCCUCUGUGUAUCACGAGGUAAGACUGGUAGCCUGUUGUUCACCGUCCCCUCCCUGUCCAAGCCCUCUGUGUAUCACGAGGUAAGACUGGUAGCCUGUUGUUCACCGUCCCCUCCUUCCAAGCCCUCUGUGUAUCACGAGGUAAGACUGGUAGCCUGUUGUUCACCAUCCCCUCCCUGUCCAAGCCCUCUGUGUAUCACGAGGUAAGACUGGUAGCCUGUUGUUCACCGUCCCCUCCCUGUCCAAGCCCUCUGUGUAUCACGAGGUAAGACUGGUAGCCUGUUGUUCACCGUCCCCUCCCUGUCCAAGCCCUCUGUGUAUCACGAGGUAAGACUGGUAGCCUGUUGUUCACCGUCCCCUCCCUGUCCAAGCCCUCUGUGUAUCACGAGGUAAGACUGGUAGCCUAGCAGUUAGACCGGUGGGCCAGUAACCGAACGGUCGCUGGUUUGAAUACCCGAGCCGACAAGGUGAAAAAUCUGUCAAUGUGCCUUUGGGCAAGGUACUUAACCCUAAUUUGCUCCAGGGGCACCGUAGUACUAUGGCUGACCCUGUAGAACAACACAUUACACUGCACCUAUCAUACUACUAUGGCUGACCCUGUAGAACAACACAUUACACUGGACCUAUCAUACUACUAUGGCUGACCCUGUAGAACAACACAUUACACUGGACCUAUCAUACUACUAUGGCUGACCCUGUAAAACAACACAUUACACUAUGUAGGUCCAGCUGUUUAUCAUCUAACCUGGCCGUAAGGCAGCUUAUUAUCUGACCACCUGGACUCAUCUAACCUGGCCGUAAGGCAGCUUAUUAUCUGACCACCUGGACUCAUCUAACCUGGCCGUAAGGCAGCUUAUUAUCUGACCACCUGGACUCAUCUAACCUGGCCGUAAGGCAGCUUAUUAUCUGACCACCUGGACUCAUCUAACCUGGCCGUAAGGCAGCUUAUUAUCUGACCACCUGGACUCAUCUAACCUGGCCGUAAGGCAGCUUAUUAUCUGACCACCUGGACUCAUCUAACCUGGCCGUAAGGCAGCUUAUUAUCUGACCACCUGGACUCAUCUAACCUGGCCGUAAGGCAGCUUAUUAUCUGACCACCUGGACUCAUCUAACCUGGCCGUAAGGCAGCUUAUUAUCUGACCACCUGGAGGAUGAAGAAUGGAGGCUCAGCUCUGUGCUGCUGUUCUCAUCGUUCACCUCUAGGGGGCAACGGUGGUUUAUAUAAUUUUCCUAUUUUUAGUUCUACGCUGCUCUGCAGUUGGUCAACCCUUUAGAGACAGACCACCUGACAGAUACGAGAAUCAAUGAACUGAGCUCAUUAGCUGGAACACAAAUUGUUUAGCUACUAUUCUACCAGGCCAAAUGGAAGUGUGUGUGUGCUGGUGUUAUGUUAGCCCUCAGCUGUUACUGUGAGGCUAAUGGCACCCUACUCCCUCUGUAGGGCACUAUGGGCCCUGCUGAAAAGUAGUGCACUAUAGGGGAGGGGUUCCCUAACGUUUUUACUCAGGCCCCCUGUCCAGCGUUGGGGAACAUCCCACUCCUCCCUAACGUUUUUACUCAGGCCCCCUGUCCAGCGUUGGGGAACAUCCCACUCCUCCCUGCGCGUUUUUACUCAGGCCCCCUGUCCAGCGUUGGGGAACAUCCCACUCCUCCCUAACGUUUUUACUCAGGCCCCUGUCCAGCGUUGGGGAACAUCCCACUCCUCCCUAACGUUUUUACUCAGGCCCCCUGUCCAGCGUUGGGGAACAUCCCACUCCUCCCUAACGUUUUUUACUCAGGCCCCCUGUCCAGCGUUGGGGAACAUCCCACUCCUCCCUAACGUUUUUUACUCAGGCCCCCUGUCCAGCGUUGGGGAACAUCCCACUCCUCCCUGCGUGUUUUUACUCAGGCCCCCUGUCCAGCGUUGGGGAACAUCCCACUCCUCCCUAACGUUUUUACUCAGGCCCCCUGUCCAGCGUUGGGGAACAUCCCACUCCUCCCUAACGUUUUUACUCAGGCCCCCUGUCCAGCGUUGGGGAACAUCCCACUCCUCCCUGCGUGUUUUUACUCAGGCCCCCCUGUCCAGCGUUGGGGAACAUCCCACUCCUCCCUGCGUGUUUUUACUCAGGCCCCCUGUCCAGCGUUGGGGAACAUCCCACUCCUCCCUAACGUUUUUUACCCCAGGCCCCCUGUCCAGCGUUGGGGAACAUCCCCUCCCCUGCGCGUUUUUUACUCAGGCCCCCUGUCCAGCGUUGGGGAAACAUCCCACUCCUCCCUAACGUUUUUACUCAGGCCCCCUGUCCAGCGUUGGGGAACAUCCCACCUCCUGCGUGUUUUUACUAGGCCCCUGUCCAGCGUGGGGAACAUCCCCUUCCUCCCGCGUGUUUUUAUCGGCCCCCUGUCCAGCUUUGGGGGAAAACACCCCACUCCCCCCUAACGUUUUACUCAGGCCCCCUGUCCAGCGUUGGGGAACAUCCCACUCCUCCCUGCCCCCUGCCCCAGCGUUGGGGAACACCCACUCCUCCCUGCGCGUUUUUACUCAGGCCCCUGUCCAGCGUUGGGGAACAUCCCACUCCUCCCUAACGUUUUUACUCAGGCCCCCGUCCAGCUUUGGGGGAAACAUCCCACUCCUCCCAAACGUUUUUACUCAGGCCCCCGUCCAGCGGUUGGGGAACAUCCCACUCCUCCCUAACGUUUUUACUCAGGCCCCCUGUCCAGCGUUGGGGAACAUCCCACUCCUCCCUGCGUGUUUUUACUCAGGCCCCUGUCCAGCGUUGGGGAACAUCCCACUCCUCCCUGCGUGUUUUUACUCAGGCCCCCUGUCCAGCGUUGGGGAACAUCCCACUCCUCCCUAACGUUUUUUACUCAGGCCCCCAUGUCCAGCGUUGGGGAACAUCCCACUCCUCCCUACGUUUUUUACUCAGGCCCCCUGUCCAGCGUUGGGGAACAUCCCACUCCUCCCUACGUUUUUACUCAGGCCCCCUGUCCAGCGUUGGGGAACAUCCCACUCCUCCCUAACGUUUUUUACUCAGGCCCCCUGUCCAGCGUUGGGGAACAUCCCACUCCUCCCUGCGUGUUUUACUCAGGCCCCCUGUCCAGCGUUGGGGAACAUCCCACUCCUCCCUAACGUUUUUACUCAGGCCCCCUGUCCAGCGUUGGGGAACAUCCCACUCCUCCCCUAACGUUUUUACUCAGGCCCCCUGUCCAGCGUUGGGGAACAUCCCACUCCUCCCUAACGUUUUUUACUCAGGGCCCCCUGUUCCAGCGUUGGGGAACAUCCCCUCCUCCCUAACGUUUUACUCAGGCCCCCUGUCCAGCGUUGGGGAACAUCCCACUCCUCCCUAACGUUUUACUCAGGCCCCCUGUCCAGCGUUGGGGAAAUCACCCACUCCUCCCUAACGUUUUUACUCAGGCCCCCUGUCCAGCGUUGGGGAACAUCCCACUCCUCCCUGCGUGUUUUUACUCAGGCCCCCUGUCCAGCGUUGGGGAACAUCCCACUCCUCCCUGCGUGUUUUUACUCAGGCCCCCUGUCCAGCGUUGGGGAACAUCCCACUCCUCCCUGCGUGUUUUUUACUCAGGCCCCCUGUCCAGCGUUGGGGAACAUCCCACUCCUCCCUAACGUUUUACUCAGGCCCCCUGUCCAGCGUUGGGGACCAUCCCACUCCUCCCUGCGUGUUUUACUCAGCCCCCUGUCCAGCUUGGGGAACACUCCCCUAUCCCUACGUGUUUUUACUCAGGCCCCUUCCACUUGGGACAUCCCACUCCUCCCUGCGUGUUUUUACUCAGGCCCCCUGUCCAGCGUUGGGGAACAUCCCACUCCUCUCCUGCGUGUUUUUACUCAGGCCCCCUGUCCAGCGUUGGGGAACAUCCCACUCCUCCCUGCGUGUUUUACUCAGGCCCCUGUCCAGCGUGGGGAACAUCCCACUCCUCCCUGCGCGUUUUUACUCAGGCCCCCUGUCCAGCGUUGGGGAACAUCCCACUCCUCCCUGCUGUUUUACUCAGGCCCCCUGUCCAGCGUUGGGGAAAUCCCACUCCUCCCUAACGUUUUACUCAGGCCCCUGUCCAGCGUUGGGAACAUCCCUCCUCCCUGCGUGUUUUUACUCAGGCCCCUGUCCAGCGUUGGGAACAUCCACUCUCCCUGCGCGUUUUACUCAGGCCCCCUGUCCAGCGUGGGGAACAUCCCACUCCUCCCUAACGUUUUUACUCAGCCCCCUGUCCAGCGUUGGGGAACAUCCCACUCCUCCCUGCGUGUUUUUACUCAGGCCCCCUGUCCAGCGUUGGGGAACAUCCCACUCCUCCCUGCGUGGUUUUUACUCAGGCCCCCUGUCCAGCGUUGGGGAACAUCCCACUCCUCCCUAACGUUUUUAACUCAGGCCCCCUGUCCAGCGUUGGGGACAUCCCACUCCUCCCUGCGUGUUUUUACUCCAGGCCCCCUGUCCAGCGUUGGGGAACAUCCCACUCCUCCCUAACGUUUUUACUCAUGCCCCCUGUCCAGCGUUGGGAACAUCCCACUCCUCCCUAACGUUUUUACUCAGGCCCCCGUCCAGCGUUGGGGAACAUCCCACUCCUCCCUAACGUUUUUACUCAGGCCCCCUGUCCAGCGUUGGGGAACAUCCCACUCCUCCCUAACGUUUUUACUCAGGCCCCCUGUCCAGCGUUGGGGAACAUCCCACUCCUCCCUAACGUUUUUACUCAGGCCCCCUGUCCAGCGUUGGGGAACAUCCCACUCCUCCCUGCGUGUUUUACUCAGUUCCCCUGUCCAGCGUUGGGGAACAUCCCACUCCUCCCUAACGUUUUUACUCAGGCCCCCUGUCCAGCGUUGGGGAACAUCCCACUCCUCCCUAACGUUUUUACUCAGGCCCCCUGUCCAGCGUUGGGGAACAUCCCACUCCUCCCUAACGUUUUUACUCAGGCCCCCUGUCCAGCGUUGGGGAACAUCCCACUCCUCCCUGCGUGUUUUACUCAGGCCCCCUGUCCAGCGUUGGGGAACAUCCCACUCCUCCCUAACGUUUUUUACUCAGGGCCCCCUGUCCAGCGUUGGGGAACAUCCCACUCCUCCCUAACGUUUUAUCAGGCCCCCUGUCCAGCGUUGGGGAACAUCCCACUCCUCCCUAACGUUUUUACUCAGGCCCCCUGUCCAGCGUUGGGGAACAUCCCACUCCUCCCUGCGCGUUUUUACUCAGGCCCCCUGUCCAGCGUUGGGGAACAUCCCACUCCUCCCUGCGUGUUUUUACUCAGGCCCCUGUCCAGCGUUGGGGAACAUCCCACUCCUCCCUAAACGUUUUUACUCAGGCCCCCUGUCCAGCGUGGGAACAUCCCACCUCCUCCCUGCGUGUUUUUACUCAGGCCCCCCUGUCCAGCGUUGGGGAACAUCCCACUCCUCCCCUGCCCCCUGUCCAGCGUUGGGGAAAACAUCCCCCACUCCUCCCUGCGUGUUUUUACUCAGGCCCCCUGUCCAGCGUUGGGGAACAUCCCACUCCUCCCUAACGUUUUUACUCAGGCCCCCUGUCCAGCGUUGGGGAACAUCACACUCCUCCCUGCGCGUUUUUUCUAUGGAUACAAGCACUGUUCAUGACUCUAUGGUUGGCGGAUAAAACAUUUAGCAGCUUUAAAGCUUAUUUUCUUGCAAUUCUACACAUUUUGCCAUGUCUAAUGUGUAUUCAUGUGAUAUUUGAUUGACAAAAAAAUUAUAUCUAUGGGUUAAAAAACAUAGCAAAAAUGUUUUUGCUGACAUGGGCUUGUUGAUCUGGACAUUUCUGACCAGUUAUAAAUAUCUCUCUAAGGUCUGUAAUGACUAACAUGACAAGAUGAACUGCUGAUGCACGACCCAAUAUAGAAAUGGCAUAUAGACAUUUCACCUUGUGCGUUCUACUAUUACAACUUUGAAGAGUAAGUUGAAAGCUGGACUGAGUUCCUUAAAAAAAAAACCUGCCGACCCCUACGCGCCCCCCUGCCGACCCCUAGGCGCCCCCCUGCCGACCCCUACGCGCCCCCCUGCCAACCCCUAGGCGCCCCCCCCCUGCCGACCCUACGCGCCCCCCUGCCGACCCCUAGGCGCCCCCCCCUGCCGACCCCUAGGCGCCCCCCUGCCGACCCCUAGGCGCCCCCCCCCUGCCGACCCCUACGCGCCCCCCCUGCCGACCCCUAGGCGCCCCCCCUGCCGACCCCUAGGCGCCCCCCCUGCCGACCCCUAG